Molecule: messenger RNA, 3783 nt
Organism: Penicillium oxalicum
Lineage: Eukaryota; Fungi; Ascomycota; Eurotiomycetes; Eurotiales; Aspergillaceae
Product: cohesin subunit SMC1
Exons: 5
Coding region: 1-3783 (1260 amino acids)
Biological process (GO): sister chromatid cohesion
Cellular component (GO): chromosome; nucleus; cohesin complex
Molecular function (GO): DNA binding; ATP binding; protein binding
Source: RefSeq, a predicted model, not a curated record
AUGGGAAAACUCAUUCGACUGGAGCUUUUUAAUUUCAAGUCUUACAAAGGUCACCAUACCCUUCUCUUUGGCGAUGCAUACUUCACUUCAAUUAUUGGGCCUAAUGGCUCCGGAAAGUCGAACUCGAUGGACGCGAUUUCGUUCGUUCUGGGAAUCAAAUCGUCACACUUACGAUCCACGAAUCUUCGCGACUUGGUUUACCGUGGGCGUGUCUUGCGCACUUCGAAAUUAGAUGGAGAGCCAACUGCCAAUGGAGAGGAAGGCGAGCAAGAGGAGGAUGUCGAUGCUAUGGAUGAGUCGCAGGACACAGGUGGCGCAAACGAUCCCAAAACCGCCUGGGUCAUGGCGGUCUACGAGGACGACGCCGGUGAGGAGCAACAGUGGCGCCGGUCUAUCACCAGUUCAGGAGUCAGCGAGUACCGCAUCAACAACCGAAUCGUGACUGCCCAACAAUACAACGAAGCCUUGGAGGAAGAGAAUAUUCUGAUUCGUGCACGCAAUUUCCUUGUAUUCCAAGGAGAUGUCGAAGCUAUCGCUUCGCAGUCGCCCAGAGACCUUACUCGUCUCAUCGAGCAGAUUUCCGGCAGUCUAGAUUACAAGGCAGAGUACGAAAAGCUCAAAGCCGAGGCGGAGGAGGCUGCAGAGCAGCAGACUGUGCAGCUCAAUCGCCGGCGAGGCAUCAACUCGGAGGUCAAGCAAUACCAAGAGCAGAAGAGAGAAGCAGAGAACUAUGCCAAGAAGGCAGAGGAGCGUGAUCAGGCUAUUAUCACCCAUAUCUUGUGGAAGCUUUUCCAUUUCCAGCGUCUCAUCGACGAGUCCAGUGCCGACAUCCAGAAAUACCAGGAGGAACUCAAAGAAUACCGUCGUGGCAUGGAAAAGUACGAAAACAACGUCGAGGAGGCCAAAAAGGAUCACGCCCGUGUUGGCAGGGACGUUGGGAAAGCUGAGAAGAAUAUUCUUAAGAAAGAAAAAGAUAUCGAAGACCUCAAAAAUUCUCUCGUCCCAAUCGACGAGAAAAUUGACAUUACGCAGAAAAAGGUCGAGCGUUACUCAUCGAGAAUUUCGGAAAUCGACAAAGAGCGCGCAGCUCAGGCAAGCAAUGCAAAGCAGCUCGAGAAGGACCUCAAACUUGUCGAAAAAGCACAGACGCAGUGGGAGUCGGAAUGGCAGAAAACUAUGAGCAAGCAAGGUGUUCAAAUGAGUGAGGCGGACCAGCAGGAAUACCACAAGCUCAGAGAAGAAGUCAGCAAGCGUUCUUCUGCAGACCAGUUGAACCUCGACAACCUGCGCCGGCAACGAAAGACCGAAGCCGAAGCCGUGAAUAGUCUCAAGGGAAAAUUCGAAAGCACAGAGUGGCAAUUGAAAAAUCUGGAAUCAGAAGCCUCUACCAUGAAUGAGAGGAAGGCAACACUGAACGAUACUAUCAAAACAACCACCAAGGAGAUUGAUCGCAAAAAGAAGGAUUUGAAUGCGCUCACAUCCGACCGUCUCAAAAUCUCCCAAAUGCGCACUGAAUUAGAGGAAAAACUCCAGGUUGUGCUCAAAAAGCUGCUCGAAGCCGACGAUGGCAAAAAGCAGAAUGAGCGUGAGAUUCGGGCCAAGGAACUUGUUUCGACCUUGAAGCGCAUCUUCCCCGGUGUGAAAGGCCGUGUCAGUGAUUUGUGUCGCCCAAAGCAGAGGAAGUAUGCCGACGCAGUGAGCACAGUUCUCGGUCGUCACUUUGACGCGAUCGUGGUCGACAAUGAGAAGACCGCUAAAGAAUGCAUUCAGCAUUUGCGUGAUCAGCGUGCUGGUCAGGCUACUUUCAUUCCCUUGGAGACAAUCCAGGUGAAAGCUUUCAAUUCGAACCUGAAGGGGAUGCACAGGGGAAUGCGCCCCGCCAUUGAGACCAUCGACUACGAUGAUUCUGUCGCUCGGGCGAUCAGCUACGCUUGUGGCAAUUCGAUUGUCUGUGAUGAUCUUGCGACAGCAAAGUACUUGUGCUACGAGCGAAACGUCGAUGCCAAGGCUGUGACUCUAGAUGGCACCGUCAUCCACAAGGGCGGCCUUAUGACCGGUGGACGUGGUCCACAGCAGAAUUCGUCUAAGCGCUGGGAGGACUCUGAAGUUGAGAACCUUCACAAACUCAAAGAUAAGCUUAUGGGUGAUCUUGCUACUCUUCCCAAGAGCCAUCGGCGUGGUUCUGAAGAAGAAACACUCCAAGGGGAGCUCGUCGGUCUGGAACAGCGAUUAAGCUACGCAAAGGAGGAGUUGAAAGCACUUGAACGAAACAUCCAAAGCAAAAAAAGCGAGCUUGACUUCGUCAAACGUCAACAUGAAGACUUGCGACCGAAAUAUACGGAGAGGAAAGAGAACCUCGAUGAGUUGGACGAAACCAUUGAGAAUACCCAAGCUUCCGUCAGCACGGUAGAGGACGAGAUCUAUCGUAAAUUCUGCAAACGUUUAGGGUUUGAGAACAUCCGAGAAUACGAAGCGCAGCAAGGCUCACUGCAAGAGGAGGCUUCGCAGAAGAAACUCGAAUUCACAACGCAGAAGAGUCGUAUCGAGAAUCAACUGAGCUUUGAGAAGCAGCGAAUCCAAGCCACCGAUGAUCGGAUCAGUGGUCUCAAGGCUCAGUACGAGCGGGACCUGAGUCUUAUCGAGGAGCUCCAGGUCCAGCAAGAGGAGAUCCGCAAUGCGCUCGAUGAGUCUAACGCAGAACUGGAGCUGUUGCGCGAAAACCUCGAGGAGCAAAAGGAAAUUUAUGUGCAAGCUGCUGAAAACCUUGCCGAACAACGAAGAGAACUGCAGAAGCGCAGCAAGCAUAUUGAAGGCACUCUUAAGCAAAUCAAUGCCCUUGAGGCUGAAAUACAGCGAAAUUCUUCCAGCCGAUAUGCACUUCUGCGACGAUGCAAGCUUGAGGACAUUGAUGUUCCGCUCACGGACUCUUCCUACGGCCUUGACAAGCUUCCGAUCGAUGACCUGGUGCAGGGUGCGGCCGAUCCCGACGCAAUGGACGUGGACGAGGGGGAUGACAUGGACGAGACUCCUGUUGUGCAAGAUUACGGAAUCGAAGUCGAUUUUGAUUCCCUCGGGGAGUCGCUGAAAGAGGGUACCGACGAAAAGCUUGAGGAAGAGCUGCUUGAGAAAGUGCGGGCCCUCAACAAUGAACUGGACAAAAUGGCUCCGAACACCAGGGCCAUGGAGCGCCUGGAAAGCGUUGAAAACAAGCUCCGAAGCACUGAGAAGGACUUUGAGGAUGCUCGCAAGUACGCUCGACGGGCCAAGGAAGACUUUGAAGCGGUCAUGAAGAAACGAUCCGAUCUUUUCAACAAAGCUUUCACGCACAUCUCUGAACAGAUUGGUCCGAUCUAUCGCGAGUUGACUCGGAGUACCAAUUAUCCUUUGGGCGGACAAGCUUACUUGGAUAUCGAAGAUUCCGACGAGCCAUACUUGGAUGGUAUUAAGUAUCAUGCUAUGCCCCCAUUGAAACGUUUCCGAGACAUGGAGCAUCUUUCCGGUGGCGAGAAGACCAUGGCCGCACUCGCUUUACUAUUUGCCAUUCAUUCUUAUCAACCGUCACCUUUCUUCGUGUUGGACGAGGUUGAUGCUGCGCUCGAUAACACCAACGUUGCUCGCAUCGCCAACUAUAUCCACGACCACGCUGCCCCUGGGAUGCAAUUCAUCGUCAUCAGUCUGAAGGCAGGAUUGUUCCAAAACAGUGAAGCUCUUGUUGGUAUCUACCGUGAUCAGGUAGAGAACAGCAGCAAGUCUCUGACCCUCGAUCUUCGGAAAUACACCUAA